Molecule: messenger RNA, 1746 nt
Organism: Phaeoacremonium minimum UCRPA7
Lineage: Eukaryota; Fungi; Ascomycota; Sordariomycetes; Togniniales; Togniniaceae
Exons: 3
Coding region: 1-1746 (581 amino acids)
Source: RefSeq, a predicted model, not a curated record
AUGGACCAUUUCAAUGUCACAGUUGCCCAGAAUGGAAAGCUGAUCUCAACUCGACGUGGUCUUCAGGUGUCAAAACAGAAGUUCAACGGCACUUCUUUUGUGAACUCGUACCCACAGGCCAGCAAUUGCAGUUCUAGCGCAGAUCCCGACUCGUCACAGCUCCUGCAACGGAAAUUCAAGUUUGUGACGAAGCAGAAGGAGCCUAAGAAACCAUCUGUCAGAAAUAAGGCGAAAGAUGUAGACAAUAAAGAUUCAGAGGAGGAGACAAGAAAUGACCAGGCCAAGAAACCUGCGAGGAGAAGAAACACAACGCGAUCCGAUGACAACAUCUCUGUAACAUCCGCCUCUCAAAGGCCGUCUCCCGAGCAAGACGGGCUCCAGCCAUCAUUUUCAGUUACAGCUCAAGAUUUCUAUGACAUCGCCGAUAUUGGCAACCCAACACCAUCGAUCCCAACAUGGGCAACUCACGACCUACCGUCAUAUAUGACAGGGGAGAACCGCAAGAUGUUCCACAAUUACUUCUCCGUUGUGCCGCGGAAGAUGUAUCCGUUCGAAGCUGUCCUGGACUACAAUCCGAGCCGUUCCUACGACUUCUACUACUUGGUCAUUAAUGACUUGGCAGCACUUCAUUGUGUGCUGAUGUGCGGGACAAUGUUCGAGUCUAUAGCGAAAGGAGAAAUGAGCUCCAAAGACUUGUCGUAUCACAUAUCUAAGAAGAUGAUUGAAAUGAACGGCGGUCUAGAAGGAGUCCGGCCGGCGCUACUCUCUAAAAUCCGGAAAACUGACAUCAAGGGUGCUGCUACCCUUGGUUCAUCGCCUUAUUUCCCAUUCAGUCGUCUCUACAAAAACGCCUCCGAUACUUUACCGGAAGCAACCCGGCAAGAGAUCGUCAACGAUGUGACUGCCGUCCUCUCACCAAGCAACAUCUCCCCUCCAGUACUGACCUCCGUAUCCAACCUUGCCAAGCUCGUGAAUGCUUACGCCUACGCUAAGACCUCGAGGCUGGUGACAUUCGACCCGAAUGAAUUCACGGAGGAGUACCAAGCCGUGCAGCAUGCACUCGUUUGUGAACCCGGACCACUGCGCAGCGGAGCCAGACCCGGUACCCCCGAGGCGGACGUCGACCCAAUCGACCCCUCGUGGCUGAAGACCGAAGACUUUAUCAAGAACCACCAAGCUGCCAUUGCACCGGUCAUACCGGCCGAGCACGGCAAUACGCUGGAUCCGCUGCUGCGGAUUUGCUCUCUUCUCUACCUCAAGGAGCUACUACCCGAUUUCCCGCGGAAUCUAGGCGGCUACAGCAUAUUGUUGAGUCUUCUAACACAUCAGCUACGUCAACUCAUAGAUGAGAACCGUGUCAAAACAGCGGUAAACUAUCACCACUUAACUAGCGACGACGUCCUAGAUCCGCGCUUGCUAGACUGGACAGCCGAGAACGACGAUGAAGACUGGGACGGCAAAAUUGUGGCGAUGAAGCCGGCGCUGGUGUGGGUGUGUCUGAUAGGGAAUCUCUCGUCUCUCAUCGGAGACAAGAACGAGUGCCGGUUUGGCGCGGACCACUAUGACCGGUCAGCGUAUCGUGAGUGUCUGGCGGAGGUGGUGGGCCUGAGCGUGGACACGGUUGAUGACUUGACAGAUUCCGAUUUGAAUCUCUGUCAACUCUUGGAUAUCAGAUGGAUUCAGGAUGGGAAAUGGGAUGAUAAAUCGGCACUCAAGAGGAUCUUGUCAGAAGCCGUUUAUGAGUAA